CUCAGUCUCUCUCUCUCUCUCUGCGCCCGGAAGACUGUCUAACUCGGCUCAUGCAGGCAUGCCAGGCAUGAACAUGGACCCGAUGACGAUGCAGAUGUACAUGAAUGGAGGUUUUCAAGGCAUGGGCAUGAACGGCAUGAACAUGAAUAUGGGCAUGGGGGGCUACGGGGGCGAACCCGAUAACUGGAACGGACAGCAGUCAUGGAAUGUCGGCCAAGAUAAUUACAAUCAUCCAAGCGCUUCUGGCAUGGGCAAUGGUGAUUAUGGCUCGUUUAACUCUGGCUUCCAGACAGGAUUCAAUCAAGGUAAUUAUGGCCAUCAGAACCAAUUCAAUGACUAUCGCCGGAACCAGUUCGGGUUCCGCGGUAGGGGUCGAGGCCGUGGUUACGGAUACGGAUAUGGCCGCGGAGGCUACCAGCACGGAUACGGCGGCGGCGGCAACUGGAAUGAGCAGGGCUACGGCGGACACCAGCAGUACCAGAACGGGCAGGGGGACUACCAGGCCGCCGGUGGCGAGGCAAACGCGGACGGCAACGUUGACGAGUUUGGACGUUCCCUCCGCGGUGACAAUGCGCAGGGAGCCAGUGGCGAGCAAGGCCAGGGGGCCGGGGAGGGCGUCCCGAGGAUCGGAAACCGGGAGCAGGGCAACGACGGUGGUGACGGCAGAGGCAGUCUGCCGCCUCCACAGCCCAACCCGGACGUGCCCCCGAACGCGCCCAAGGGCCCGAAAGCCAUGCUGCAGGGUCUCCCUAACACGAGCUAUAAGCAUCUCCAGGCUAGAGGCUGGGUGGAUGAUACCAAGCCGACGACGCCCACCGGCGCGGCCGCGCCGGGGUUCGACCGCGGUCGGUCGCGGAGUAAUUCCGUCCUCGGCUCCCACCACAACAGGUACCACAACGAGUCACAGCAUGAGAGGAGCCGGGAGCGCGACCACAGCGGUCGGGAUCGGCACCGUGAACGUGGCAGGGACAGAGACAUGGACACCAGCCGGAGUAGGAGCCGAACCAGGAGCCGAAGCCGAAGCCACAGUCGGAGCCGGAGCCGGAGCCGGAGCUACGAUCGCAAGGAGCAGCGGCGCAGCAGGCGGCAGCGGUCGUACUCGCCGUCGGGGGAUGAGGAGGACGAAAGCGGUGACGAGCGCCGCCACCACCGUUCCUCGCAUCGCAGGAAGCACUCAUCGUACGGCAACGAUGAACGCGAGUCCAAGCCUCGCCGGGACGAGCACCAAGAGGAGGGCCGGUCCAGGUCAGCGUCCCCCCCCGCGGACGACUCCCGGCGGAGCUACCGCAGCAGCCGGAAGGAGCGGGACUCGGAGAAGCGCCGUGACAGGGACCGCGAGAAAGACCGCGAGAAAGACCGCGAAAAGGACCGCGAAAAGGACCGCGACGGCCACCGCCACCGGUCACACCGGUCACAUCGCGAUCGGGAGCACGACCGGGACCGGGAUAGGGAUCGUGACCGAGAAAAGGAGCGCGACAGAACUCGGGAUCGUGACCGGGACCGCGACCGCGACCGAGACAGGGAUAGGGACCGGGACCGAGACCGUGAUCGGGAUCGGGAUCGGGAUCGAGAUCGUGAGAGGGACCGGGAUAGGGAUCGCAAAGACCGCCACCGAGACCGCGAUCGCGACAGAGACCGUGACCGCGAGCGGGAGAGGGACAGAGACAGGGACAGAGAGAGUCGGCGCGACCGCGAGAAGGACAAGGACCGGCAUCACCGCAGCAGCAAGACGACCGCGGCGGACGGUGAGGACGAACAGCCCCCCUCGGCGCUCGACAACACCGAAUCCUCUCAACACCCACGCCACCCCUCGAUCGGCUCCCGUGGCGCCCUAGGCCUCGAGAUCAAGGGCGCCGCCAGCGCGGGAACAUCAACGGCGGCGGCGGCGGCGGCGGCAGCUGGAGCCGUGGACGGCACCCGCCGCUCCUCCCUCGCCACGGCCACGCCCGCGACGGGUGCCACAGACGUGCACGCGGCGGAGCGGGCCGCGCGCGACAGGGAGCGGCUCCUACGCGAGACGCGACGCAUGGCCAGCCUGACGAGCCUGGCUGCGGCCGCGGGCGGGGCGUCCGGACUGAAGAGGUCGAGGGAGAGCCGCGAUGGCGGCGGCGGUGGCGGCGGCGUCGGCGACGAGGAACGUAAGAGCAGCCGGCGGAAGGGGAGGAGGGGGGAGGUGAUUGUCGGGGGUGAUGCCGUAGUGGCGGAUGGUGAGGCCGAGGAGGAAAGGAUGAGACGGCUGGAAGAGGAAAGAGAGCGGGCUAGAUAUGAGUGAGCCAUCGUUCCCGAGGGGGUGACGUUGGUAGGGUACCUAGGGUGGUGGUGGUCUGAUCUGCUCGUGAGCGGAGCGGAGCGGGG
Thermothelomyces thermophilus ATCC 42464 is the source of this 2355-nucleotide messenger RNA. RefSeq lists its product as uncharacterized. The coding region runs from base 74 to 2272 and encodes 732 amino acids. The record is from RefSeq and is a predicted model, not a curated record. The transcript has a single exon. Lineage: Eukaryota; Fungi; Ascomycota; Sordariomycetes; Sordariales; Chaetomiaceae.